AUGAAGUGCCUCGUCUUCUCGGCCCUCUACGGGCUUGUCGCUGUCAGUGCCUACACUGUCACUAAUGCACCGAGGUUCAUGUUGAAAAACAUAGACCCUAUUGUGUUCCCAGGUCAAUACGUUAGCCAUAUGCAUAGUUUCUUUGGAUCAGAUGCUGUCACGGUGAACACAACCACAUCCAAAGAGCUCCAAACAGGUUGUUCCACUGCUGAGAACCCAAAUGAUUUCUCGUCCUAUUGGGUACCAACUCUCUUUGCAAAGAACGGCAGUGAUCGUAUCACAGUUCCUAUUAGUCGUUUCAGCGCCUACUACGUCAGCAUUGAUAAGGCUGAGGUUGCUAUUCCUCAGGAUUAUAAAGUGGUUGUCGGUAAUGCAAGUGCAACGUCAAAUGACCAUGUCGAGCCUCUUGCUGGUAUCCAGUGGUUUUGCGAGUAUGGAGGUAAUCCUCAAGAAGUCAAGGACCGAGCAGCAUUCCCUACCAAGGGCUGCGGACGGCUCCAAACCAUUCUGCUCUUCCAUGACUGCGUUAACGAGGAGUCAUUGGAGUCUACGUAUUCCGGGGUCCAUCAUUGGACGAAAACCUUCAGACCUGAGAACCGUUGUCCAGCUGGCAUGAAGCGAAUGCCACAGCUGCGAUUUAGCAUCCGCUAUGAUCUCCGUGAGGUGUUCCCAGACGGUUGGGAUGGUCCCGCUCCGCUCGAACUUUCUUGUGGAUCCUCAUACUGUACACAUGGUGACUUUAUAAAUGGUUGGCUUCCUGAGGCGGCUGAAAACAUGCUCCUGGCAAACUCAAAAAGGGAAUUUAAGGGAGUUGAUGGACCCAAGGGAAAAUAUAACGCUGGCUCGCUGUGCAAGGCAGGGGAGUUUAAGGAUGCAGAUCCGGAACAUGGAACCAGCGACUAUGCGGAAAGUAAAAGCGUCCUGGUUUAA
Molecule: messenger RNA, 930 nt
Organism: Fusarium venenatum
Lineage: Eukaryota; Fungi; Ascomycota; Sordariomycetes; Hypocreales; Nectriaceae
Source: RefSeq, a predicted model, not a curated record